Dictyostelium discoideum AX4 is the source of this 2427-nucleotide messenger RNA. It is a transcript of the gene dlpB, whose product is annotated as dynamin like protein. Gene Ontology annotation, molecular function: GTP binding; GTPase activity. The transcript is spliced from 3 exons. NCBI's taxonomy places the organism in Eukaryota, Evosea, Eumycetozoa, Dictyosteliales, Dictyosteliaceae. Gene Ontology annotation, cellular component: cytoplasm. The coding region runs from base 1 to 2427 and encodes 808 amino acids. The record is from RefSeq and is a predicted model, not a curated record.
AUGGAUAGACAAUCAGUGGUUAAAUCAACAGCUAUACCAUUUCCAUUAAAUUUUGAUAAUGAAAAAUAUGAUGACAUGUAUAAAGCUUACAAUAAAAUUAUGGUACUUGCAAGAGAUUUAAAUGCAUUUAUUGAAACACCAGAAUUUGUAUUUAUUGGUAAAGAUGGUAAUGGUAAAAGUGCAUUAAUUGAAUCAUUUAUUGGAUUUCCAAUGAUGAUUGGUGAAGGUAGUAGUUUAAGACCAUUACAUAUUACUUUAAUGAAUAAUGCAAGAUGUGAAGAACCAAUAGUUACCUUUAAGAGAGAUAGAUCAUUGGAUAGUUAUGAAUUUGAUAGACAAAUUGAAUUGUCAAUGGUAUCGAGUGAAAUUAGUAAAAGAAAUCAAAAGACAUCGAUUCCAAUUGAAAUUACCAUAGAGUAUAGAUAUUAUUUGAAUAUGUUAUUGAUUGAACCACCAUCGGUAUCGAUUCAACCAACAAAUGCAAUUACAAUUCAAGGUCAAUCAAUGACAAGUCCAGCCAAUCAAUUGGCAAAUAAGAUUGCAAAAUUAUCAAUUGGUAAUGAAAUGGGUGAAAUGAUCACUCAAUAUACUAAAUCAAAUAAUCGUACAUUGGUAUUCGUUGAGACAAGCACCAAUGGUGGUACCAAUAGUUCAGAGAUGUUAGAAUUGGCAAAGAAAUUAGAUUAUAAAUUGGAUCGUUCAAUCUUUGUUUUCAAUAAAUUCCAUUCUCUUCUAACUGGUGAUCAACCAUUCACCAAUGGUAGAGAUGCCAAUCGUUUCUUGGGUUCACCAUCGAUUGGUGCUCCAACCUUUUUCACAACAUUACCAUCCACUGCUCAAAGAUCUCAAUGUAACUCAAAGGAUCAAUUAAGUCAACUUUGUGAUCAACUUCAACAAACAGAUCUCAACAUCUUGGAGCAAUUACAAUUCGAUAAGAAAUAUGAACGUAAUGUAGGUCUAUCAGCUUUUAGACAUUGGAUAAGUGAAUUCACUUGGAGAAAAUAUUUAGAUUCUGUACCAGAGGUAUUGAAGAGAUUAAAUUCUUUCCGUACAACCUCUGAAGAUCAACUCUAUCAAAUUAGACAACAAUUAGAGAGAACCAAUGCCGUAACAUUACGUCAAAUUGCAAACUCUUACGUAUCAAUAGAGUUUAUUCAAUGCAUUGAAAAAUUGGUCACCCGUACACUCGAAGGUAAUCCAUCAUUAAAUGGUCAAACUUUAGAAGAAGAGAAAUCUCAAGAUGAAACCGGUGAUUGGUAUGAUCACAAUGGUAAACCAAUACUAUUGUUGAACGAUGAAAAAUUGGUCACUUUUUAUGAUAAUAAACUCUAUGGUGGUCAACAAUUUGAAAGAUUAUUAACUGAAUUCAAGUGUAUCACAGAGGUCAUUCAAUUAGAGGAAUUGUCCAUUAGUGAGGUAGCUUGCGCCAUUGGUUCAAAUCGUCCAUCCAAUGCUUCUGUAAUCGCUUGGGCUGCUUCUGAUUUAGCUCAAAAGAAGAUCAAAGAAGCUUUAUUACCAUUGGUUGAUCAACUAUUCAAGAGAGCCACUUAUAUUUUACGUCGUUUAGUUGAUAUUGUAGAUCGUAUGAUUGAAAAUAAAAAGAAGUCAUCUUUCCGUCGUCAUGGUAAUAGUACAAGUUUAUUCCAAGAUAAUAGUUCACCAUCAUCCCAAUCACAAUCACAAUCAUCUUCAAUCUCUCAAUCUGCCUCUCUAUCAUCUGAGAAUAUGAUCUAUGGUAUUCAAUCAAUCAAUGGUUCUGAUAGUGUUUCUCGUCCAUCCCAUGAGAAUACUAUCGUCAAUGUCGAAGAUCAUCCAUACUUUAUCUACAGUGUAAAAGAAAUGUACUUUAAGUAUGUCGAUCAAAUUGCUGCUGACUGUAAAAAUAAAUGUAUGGAUGAAUUCUAUACAACUCGUUUAAUCUAUUGGGAUCUUCAAUCGAAUAAAGAUUUAAAGAAAUUCUGUACUGAUUCACCUUGUGUUUCAUUAAAUAAUAGUUUAAAUAAUAAUAAUAAAUCAACUACUCCAGGUAAUAAUAAUAAUAAUAAUAAUAAUAAUAGUAACAACAAUUAUAAUAAUAGCAAUCAUAUUUUAAAUCCAAAAGAAACUCAUACAAUGGUAACUGAAUUAGCUUCAAAAUUAUUCCAAGAUAUUCGUAAUAGAAUGUCAAAGAAUAUUAUGUUAAAAUGUUAUAACUACUUUUUAAUUCCAAUGCAAAUGGAUCUUAAAUUAAACAUUCAAGAUAAUAUUACAAAAUUAUCCGAUGCCAUGUUAGAGGAAAUCUUUGAAAUUCAAACAACUAAAGAAAGAUUACGUGAAGAUGAACAACAUUUAGCUCAAAUUUGUAAUCAAUUCAUUCAACAAGAAGAAAAUUAUAAAAAGUAUUCUCAAUCUUUCUCUCAUCCUUUCCCAAGUGCUGUUAGAAAUUAA